This is a messenger RNA of Trichoplusia ni (cabbage looper), 4174 nucleotides long. RefSeq names its product glutamate [NMDA] receptor subunit 1 (gene Nmdar1). The record is from RefSeq and is a predicted model, not a curated record. Gene Ontology annotation, biological process: chemical synaptic transmission; monoatomic ion transport; regulation of membrane potential. Gene Ontology annotation, molecular function: NMDA glutamate receptor activity. The transcript has 18 exons. Lineage: Eukaryota; Metazoa; Arthropoda; Insecta; Lepidoptera; Noctuidae. Gene Ontology annotation, cellular component: neuron projection; plasma membrane; synapse. The coding region runs from base 293 to 3127 and encodes 944 amino acids.
GUCUUUAAUGUGUUAAAAUAACAGUCUGACCUACUUUAUAGGCAGUCUGGAAUUCGAUGUGAAUUCAUCAAUAAAACUGACAAACAGAGCCAGCAGAGCUCAUUCACCUAUUGAAUCGCAAACUACGCUUGCGCGGUUGCCAUGGAAACGGAAGAUGAAGCUCCAUCUAUCGUCCUUCGCAGCAUCCUCCAUCUGUGCCUCUAAAACAAAAAUACGGAAUUUGUGAUAAAAUCAUGAGUUAAAAAUGAAUUUGUUAAAUCAUUGUUACAUUGAAAUACAAUAAGAUUCCAAGAUGUCACGUCGACAUUACUACAUACUUCUCUUGCUACUGUACUCCGGCGUACAGUUCGCCUCAGCUGACAUAGACAGACGAAGGUUUUCAAACCCUACGUAUUACAAUGUAGGAGGAGUGCUCUCGAGCAACGAAUCUAUCGCUUUCUUCAAGGAUACUAUUUCAAAUUUGAAUUUCAAAGACCAAUAUGUACCUCGAGGAGUGACCUACCAUGAUUACUCAAUGCUUAUGGACCCGAAUCCUAUUAAAACAGCACUGAUGGUCUGCAAGGACCUCAUUGCACACCGCGUGUAUGCAGUCGUAGUAUCACAUCCUUUGACUGGUGACCUCUCGCCGGCAGCUGUGUCGUACACCAGCGGGUUCUACCACAUCCCGGUCAUAGGCAUAUCGUCCAGAGACUCGGCCUUCUCCGACAAGAACAUACACGUGUCAUUCCUUCGCACCGUCCCGCCGUACUCGCACCAAGCUGACGUAUGGGUGGACGUGUUAAAACAUUUCAAUUACAUGAAGGUCAUAUUCAUUCAUAGUUCUGAUACGGACGGAAGGGCUAUAUUGGGCCGCUUCCAGACAACUUCCCAGAGUGUGGAUGAGGAUGUAGACCGGAAAGUGGUUGUGGAGCAGGUGAUCGAGUUCGAGCCGGGGCUGGACUCCUUCAGCGAUCGACUUCUCGACGUGAAGGGGGCCCAAGCCAGGGUGUUCCUUAUGUAUGCUAGCAAAACAGAUGCGGAGAUAAUUUUCCGCGACGCCACUUUCCUAAACAUGACAACUGUGGGAUAUGUAUGGAUGGUGACAGAGCAAGCGCUGGACGCCGCUAACGCGCCCGAAGGUCUGCUAGGACUGAGGCUGGUGAACGCGACCAAUGAACAUGCACACAUACAGGACUCCAUUUACGUCCUUGCAUCAGCAAUCCGCGACAUGAAUACAUCUGAAGAGAUCCACGCACCACCAUCAGACUGCGACAACUCGGGGUCCAUCUGGACGACAGGUCGACUUUUGUUUGAUUACGUCAGAAAGCAGCGUCUGGAGAGCGGGGCGACCGGCCAUGUUGCCUUUGACGACCACGGGGAUAGAGUACAUGCGGAGUACGAUAUGGUCAAUGUGAGGGCCCAAGGGGAACACGUCGCUGUUGGAAAGUACUUUUACUCUAAAGAAACUCAAAAAAUGCGGCUAGAGUUAAAGGAGCAAGAAAUUAUAUGGAUGGGACGUAGCACAUCAAAACCAGAAGGGUUUAUGAUACCGACGCAUCUGAAGGUGUUAACGAUAGAAGAAAAGCCUUUUGUGUACACGCGACGAGUUGAAGAUGGCGGCGACUGUACUCCGGACGAGAUUCCUUGUCCCCAUUACAAUGCCAGUGAGGACACAGAUCAACUCUAUUGCUGUAAAGGUUUUUGCAUGGAUCUCUUGAAGCACCUAUCAAAAGCGAUCAACUUUACGUAUUCUUUAGCUCUGUCACCUGAUGGACAAUUUGGAAAUUAUAUUAUACGCAAUCUUACACAACCGGGAGCUAAGAAGGAAUGGACGGGACUUAUAGGAGAAUUAGUAUAUGAACGUGCAGAUAUGAUUGUGGCACCUCUUACAAUUAACCCUGAACGCGCAGAGUUCAUUGAGUUCAGUAAGCCAUUUAAAUAUCAAGGAAUAACGAUCCUGGAGAAAAAGCCAUCACGGUCAUCGACCUUGGUGUCUUUCUUGCAACCAUUUUCUAACACUCUAUGGAUUCUGGUGAUGGUAUCAGUCCACGUGGUUGCACUGGUACUGUACCUUUUGGACAGAUUUUCACCGUUUGGAAGAUUUAAAUUAGCUAAUAUUGAUGGCACAGAAGAAGAUGCUUUGAAUUUAUCCAGUGCGAUUUGGUUUGCUUGGGGAGUGCUGUUAAACAGCGGUAUUGGUGAAGGCACUCCUCGCAGCUUUUCAGCACGUGUGCUUGGCAUGGUGUGGGCUGGGUUCGCCAUGAUCAUUGUAGCCUCGUACACUGCGAACUUGGCUGCCUUCCUCGUGCUUGAGCGACCUAAGACCAAGCUCACUGGAAUCAACGACGCUAGGGACUGCUCGAUGGUGCCGUAUGAGGGGGAGCUCCGUAAUACAAUGGAAAAUCUGACGUGCGCAACGGUAAAGGGGUCGGCCGUUGAUAUGUAUUUUAGACGACAAGUUGAAUUGUCGAAUAUGUACCGAACGAUGGAAGCAAAUAAUUACGAUAACGCUGAGCAGGCUAUUGAAGACGUUAAGAAUGGUAAACUAAUGGCAUUCAUUUGGGACUCGUCACGGUUGGAAUUUGAAGCAGCCCAAGAUUGUGAACUGGUUACCGCCGGGGAACUGUUUGGUCGUUCAGGAUAUGGCGUUGGCUUACAAAAAGGUUCUCCUUGGGCGGAUCUUGUCACACUAGCGAUAUUGGACUUUCACGAAAGUGGUAUAAUGGAAUCUCUGGACAAUCUAUGGAUCCUUAGAAACAACAUGUUGAAUUGUGAGGAAAACGAGAAAACACCGAAUACUUUGGGCUUGAAGAACAUGGCCGGAGUGUUCAUCCUCGUGCUGGCGGGAAUCAUAGGCGGCAUAGUGCUUAUAGUGAUCGAGGUGGUGUACAAACGACACCAGAUCAGGAAACAGAAGAGGAUGGAGAUCGCGCGCCACGCGGCCGACAGGUGGCGCGGCGCUGUCGAGAAACGGAAGUCACUUCGAGCAGCGAUCCUGCCAUCGCAGCGUCGUGCUAAGUCCAAUGGCGUGAAGGAAGCGGGCAGUAUCAGCCUGGCUGUGGAGAGAGGAGCACGUCGACGGGACGAGCCACGGGUCCCGCGCUACCUGCCAGCCUAUACACCUGAUGUCUCACAUCUCGUGGUGUGAAGCGAAAACUAGAUACAUAGUAUGUAGCAAGUGUUAUUUAACUCGUCAAGCCGAUUGUUCGGCUGUUUACUCAAAGACCAGCAGUUCCUAAGAAAAUCUACCUACUGCGGAAAUAGAUACUAAGUUGAUGUUGUGCGUCCUUAUGAUAGAAUUAAAUCGUUGCUGUGAACUUAGCCAAAUUACUACUAUAAAUAGAAUUUACAAGGCUCAAGUUAGAUAGAAUUUCGUUUGAAAUUUUAUAGAAGCACAUUGUUUUAUGUGCGACAAUUACAGGCCUGGUGUAGGAUUAAUUUCACGUUUCGUGAAGUCAAAGAGUGUUCAAGACUUGCAAUAGUCGAGAUUAGUUGGAACACAUGAACACUCCAUUUGUUUACGAAUCUGUGACAACUUUAAACUCCAAAUAGCUGUGACUAGUUGUAAGGUUUUACUAAUGUGUAUUGAAGUUAUGUAUGUAUAGCCCUAUUCAAAUGGUACUAAUGAAUGUCUACAAAAAUACCCAUUAAUUAUAAGUGUUAGUCUGCCAUUAGAUCAACUGUUGUGAUCAAUAAUAAUUUAUACAAGAAUUUCAUAUUUAUAGUGUCUUAUGUGGUUUCAGUAUUAACAGACGUGAUUAAUGUUAAUUAUGUAUACUUACGUUUUGAUAUUACCGAUUCAGUAUUAAAUUGUGUCAAAAUAAAUAAGUAUUAUUUUCGGUGGUUUACUUGAGUUUUAUUCACAGAGGGAAGUAAAGGUUAGCUAAAUAAAACAUCAUUUCAACACAUCUAUAUAUUUACAUAAGGAUUUUAACAGUGCUAUAUGGGAAUUAUAUAUAGUACCUACGUAACAAGAGCUAUGGUGCUCUUUUAGCCACUGUCAAAAGCAAGCCAAAAUGUUACAUUGCCAGGAUAAACAUAGUAGGAAUGUCUUGGGCAGCUGCAAGGUUCCCGCGCGACACCACACUGCGCGCAGCCAAAUCUUUGCCUCGAUUUAGGUGAACAUAGCAUGGGAUGCUGCCGUCACGCGACAACCUUACAGCCUACAAUUAUUCCAUAAGAUAACAUGAAUGGC